Messenger RNA from Prorocentrum cordatum, 465 nucleotides. The record is from the annotation of a GenBank genome assembly. NCBI's taxonomy places the organism in Eukaryota, Dinophyceae, Prorocentrales, Prorocentraceae.
AUGGAACGGCACCCCAGGUUCCAGGAAUUCAUCAAGAGCCACAAGUUGUACAGGGUGUGUGUUGAAAUGGGGCGGUUCGGGGCACCGACGGCGAAGCCGUCGUGGCUAUACUCAGCGCGCGAGUUCAUCCAGGAGCUGCCCAACUACCAAGGUGCGAAGUCAUACCAGCCAGGCCAGAACAUGUUGGUCGACAUGGUCAAGACCUCCGACGGCGCCGUCCAAAUCAACGGGAACCACCGCCUGAAGGGCAGCCAGGCGUACCCGAAGGCCUUCGGCAAGGCCGUUGCCGAUCUCUACAUGGCGCAUCGGGCGGCCGAGCUCAAGACAGCAGGGCAGGCGCUGAUCCAGAAAUCGAGUUCUGUGAAGGUGCGCCUCGCGCGUGACAUCGCCACGAAUACGCUCACGGGCAAGCGCCGCUGGGCGGCUGCUGACCUGAAGCCCGUGUUCGGGUACUUAGAUCUGUAG